AUGUCCGGCCCAUCGCAAUCAUCGGCGACUCGCAUCGUCCAAUCCCUCCUAUCUUCCCAUCCGCACCUGUCCACUCAACAGAUGUAUCAAGCUGCCACUGAAGGACUACGACCGGUACUGAGGCCUGCCCAUGUGCUAGAUAAUCAAGGCAGGAUAAGAAUGAAGAGAGUCAGUAAUAUGAGAGAAGGAAGGAGACCUUGGGUUCCUAUGCCCACUGCUCCCUUUCCUGAUCAUCCAUUUAAGAGUGUCAACUUUCUGAAACGUACCAUCCUCGCCUCGCUCGAAUCUCAAGGUCUAAUCCACAAAGCCCGUAUCGAACGUCCUAUCGAAACAGAGCAAGAACGACAAGAAGCCAUUGCCAAUGCAAUGCGACUGACGAGGAAAGACGAGCGUACAGCUAUGAGGCUGAAGGAACCCGUCCCAAUACCUAGAGUACCCAAGACGACAGUAACUGAAUUCGCAUGGAAGAUGGGUCCUUCACCUCAACGCGCAACAGGUCUAUCAGAGGUUGAUGCUGACCAAAUUGGAUUUGAGAAAAAUAAUAGGAAGAAAGAUAAACCUCCUCAUCAGCUGGAAGAAGGGGAAGAGGUGGAUGAAGAGGAACUAGAAUGGAGGAAGUUAAAUGAGUUGGACGAGAAGGAUGAUCAGGAUUUAGCGAUGAGGAUGCAACGUGCUUGGGAAAGGAAUCGAGGUGAACCCCUACCGUUGGGUACUUCUGCUAUUCAGGACGAGCCUGUAGAUGAAAUUCAGAAGAGAUGGGAUCAAGCUGUACGACUAGAAGAGAAGUUUUCCGAAUCUCAGAUGAUAGAACAACAGCAGAUAGCGGAGCGUCAACAGGCUCGACGAGCUGCGUUCAAAUUGGAGAGAGAAAGGAAGAAACAGGAGAGAUUAGAAGAUCAAUUGGCAGGUAGGACGGAAGCGAUUAGAGCUGAGAAGAAGAGGAUAGAAGCUCUGGAGGCGAUCGAGAGUUAUGCUAGACAGACUGGUGAAGAUGUUAGUGGAUGGUAUGCCGAAUUGGGAAUUAAUGAAGGUGAAGAAUUGCCGGUUAAUGAGGAUAGGAAGAAAAGGAGAGGAGGUGGUGGAUUCGGGUUGAGGAGAGAUGCGUAG
This is a messenger RNA of Kwoniella mangroviensis CBS 8507, 1107 nucleotides long. RefSeq lists its product as uncharacterized. The record is from RefSeq and is a predicted model, not a curated record. Lineage: Eukaryota; Fungi; Basidiomycota; Tremellomycetes; Tremellales; Cryptococcaceae. The transcript has 2 exons. The coding region runs from base 1 to 1107 and encodes 368 amino acids.